Bemisia tabaci is the source of this 996-nucleotide messenger RNA. RefSeq lists its product as uncharacterized. Lineage: Eukaryota; Metazoa; Arthropoda; Insecta; Hemiptera; Aleyrodidae. The record is from RefSeq and is a predicted model, not a curated record.
UCAUCAACUCAACAGCAUGAGGAUGGCAUGCCGACAUUCAUCUUCAGUUUCUUUCCUUUUCGUCGUCUCGAAUAUUUUUGGGGUCAUCGGUCAGGGGUAUAUUCCGAAUCCAAGGGUCGAGCCACGCUGUAGUGCGUACAAUGUUUUACCGUAUGAUUCCACAAUUUUCGACUUCUCACAGCCUUAUUACGUGUCUGCAUCGAGCGUUGCCGGCACAGUUAUCGGAUGGAACGAGCCGGAUACAGUGGUCUGUGACAGCACUUUCACUGUCGGCGCUCAGUGCUGUGGUUUGUGCACGUUUAUCCAAUUCACGCCCAACAAUGAUGACCCCGAUCCUGACCAAUUCUCCAUGAACAUGAUUGAAACUGCAUUCAACGAGUGCUAUGGUGGAUACGAUACAACGACCAGCACGGUUUAUCCGGCGUAUCAAGAGCGAGACAAAAGUGUGUACAGAGUGUUCCGCUCUCAAAAUUACAAUAAGUGGCUGACUUCCACAGACGUAUACGACAGAAACUUGAUCGAUACCCCUAAGUACAGAACAGCACCGUUGAAAUAUUCCUUCGGGGUGAUUAUGGCUGAUAUUGACGUUCUGGUGCUCGUUUUCUGCAACAACUUCAACAACCUUACCUAUAACGGAGCUCCUAACGUCCUCGUACUCUCCAAGUCGCCAAAUUUGUCGAGGGACGUGAGGAACAGAAUCUACAAAACCCUCGUCGAUAACAGAAUCGAUCCGAACAGUUUGAGCUUCAGGAACAACUACAAUUGCCCAGACAUCGACUCCUAUGGUCCAAACUGGUAUCAAAAUCUCAACUCCAAGCGAACCCAACCACUGUUACGACCUAAUGCCAUUCAGUAUUAAAUUAAACGAUUCAGGUCACAUCAACUUUUUCUUAAGUGUAUUUUACAAAUCAACCGUCUGCUUCUGUGUAGAGGCAAACUCUCUCAAAGAAUUAUGUCAUUUGGUAUUAAAAAAAUAAAUAUUGCAAAUCUCGUCAA